Molecule: messenger RNA, 598 nt
Organism: Aspergillus neoniger CBS 115656
Lineage: Eukaryota; Fungi; Ascomycota; Eurotiomycetes; Eurotiales; Aspergillaceae
Exons: 1
Coding region: 349-516 (55 amino acids)
Source: RefSeq, a predicted model, not a curated record
CGAUGGUUCAUGCCCUUCAGCAUCCAAUCAGCCACAGCGAGAGCACCAACACCAAUGUACUGUGUAGAAUGACUCUCAGGGAUGGAACAGCCUCAUUGGCGCAACGGAUAUGCUGACGCAAAUCCCUCCCUCUCUUAACUGCCACCUUAAAACCUCAGGCCGUGCGUAUGAUGCCGUGACGAAGUAUAAUCAGCUGACCUGACCUUAUCCACAAACCAUCCCGACAAGAUAGAUAUCCAUACCAGAUGACAGGAUGAAACCCAACAAUUAAACCAGGCAAGACAGAAAAAAACCAACCCAACGCUAGUAGUAGUAAAUAAGCCAAAAGGUCAUACUAUAACCUGAGUCAUGCAUUCAAGCAUAAAAGCAGAGAGAGAGAAAAAAGCAAAGAGAAACAAUACCACGCCGAAUCCAGGCUCGGAUUCACCCCGUCUUAUCAAGCAUUUGUGGAUUUUUCUCAUACAGGAGAGAGGUAUUGGUCUUGAGGCUUCGAUUAUAUUUAGCACAUUUUGUUAGUAGUUAUCUCGUUAGUUUGGUUACGACGGUAGCAUUGGGGAUUGGGGGAUUCAGCUAUCAUCAAUUAUGGGGAUGAUGCGGG